CCGACCGGAAGAGCGCCGAUCGCUUGGAACGCAGAGCGGCGCAGCCGCUGGAACGCAAAACCCGGAAGAGGUUGUAGAUUAGAAGAAAACACUUCCUGAUCUUGGGAGGAUAUGGUGGUGGCUUUAUGAAUAUCGAUGUGAAAUAGAUUAAGCAGCUCUACCACCGACAGAGGCCAGCUGUACAAAGUCACCUGCUGCAAUGGACAAGGACAGUCAGCCCGUUGCAGAGAGGAUACUAAACCUCGCCAUUGAGAUCAUCUGCCUGCUGACCGGAGAGAGAUUCCCUGCUGUGAAGUCUGGAGAUCUGGUGACCAUCGCAGUGCCUCCACCUGACUCCCUGACGGUGGAGAGGAACAGCGAGCAGAAGAUCCUAGAAGUCACCCAGAAGAUCAUUGCGCUGCUGACAGGAGAGGUUCCUAAUGGCUCUGAGGAAGUCGAGGUCUCCAUUUCGGUGGAGCAAAUUGUUCUUCAGGAGGCAGAGAAGACCCUGGAGAAGGACCCAUUGGUGGAGAAUGAACAGAUCCCCGAAUCUGAAGAUUUACUUGAGCCCACAAGCACCCCUCUAGUCCCCGAUGCCUCUGUCCCCUCUCCGGCCUGCUCUAACGAAGUCCAGAACAGCAACGAUCAAGAAGACAGCAUGUCCACCAUGUGCGAUCCCAUCAUGAGCAAGUUGGACCUAAACUCGGCGGUGGACUUUUCAUCGUGCGACGAGGGAGACCUUUCCGACGGCGACACUGCUGCACCCAUCGAGGAGCAACAAAUGCCUGUUUGUACGGACGAUUCACAGACUGUGGAGAGGACGCCGUCUACCCCGGGUGGAACCGACUCCCCACAGCCAGCCGCUACUUCCGCAAGCCAAUUGCCGUCGGCUACUGCCGGUGUAGAUGUGGAGGCGCCAACCUCAACCGAGCCUUUGCAGCCUACCACCAAUCAUGUGCUGUCUACGCUGACUCAAAUGGACCAUGUGCAGUCUACCAAUCCUAUAACAUCUACGUAUGUCCGGACAGACCACCCAACGUCGGCAGCUGCCGCAGCGGACAAUGUGUCGUCUACGGUGACUGAUAAAGACCACCUGCCACCUACACCGGUUCAGGCUGGUCACAUACAGUCCUCGGGUACAGACAACACCCAGGCAGCAGUUACUCACACACAGUUCAACACCCUUUCAGCCAUCUUUACCGAUCCCACACAACCUACCGGUGCAGACCUAGCAAAUUGUACGCCCGCCAAGGAACCCGCGCGGAAGCCACGAAUCUUCUCCCCGGAUAAAAAGCCCAUGUGCCCCGACUGCGGAAAGUGCUUUCGGUGGCAGUCAGAAGUCCUGUUCCACCAGAGGAAGCACACGGGCGAGAAGCCUUACUGCUGCGCCAAGUGCGGCCAGUGUUUCAGCCGCAUCCCGCAUCUGGUGAUCCACGAGCGCAGCCACACAGGAGAGCGCCCCUACAUAUGCUCCGAGUGCAAGAAAUGCUUCGGCAGCAAAUCCGAACUCAACGAGCACCGCAAGAGGCACCGGGGGUUGAGGAUCCAUCCGUGCCCGGAUUGCGACAAGGCUUUUAUCACCAAAUCGGACCUGGGCAAGCACAAGCGCAGCCACACGGGGGAAAAGCCCCACCCGUGCUCCGUAUGCGGCAAGUGCUUCACGUUGCGCUCUGGCGUCAUCCGCCACGAAAAGACGCACACGGGCGAGCGGCCGUUCUCGUGCACGGAGUGCGGCAAGGCCUAUGUCAGCAAUUCGGAGCUCAUCAACCACAUGCGGACUCACACGGGGGAACGGCCUUUCACCUGCCUCGACUGCGGCAAGUGCUUCUACAGCAGCUCCGACCUCAUGAAACACCGCCGGUGCCACUCGGGGGAGAAGCCGCACGCCUGCUCCGUCUGUGGCAAGUCUUACACCUCCAAGUCGGUGCUGUACCGGCACCAGAAGAUCCACACCAAGGUCAAGCCGUUUACCUGCGACACCUGCGGCAAGUGCUUUACAAAGGAAAAGACUCUGGAGAACCACCAGAAGAUUCACAAGAAGAUCAAACCGCACUGCUGCAUGGAAUGCGGAAAAAGCUUCUACAGGCCCUCGGCGCUGACCAAACACAUGAGAACCCACAAUCCUUAGGGAGCUUUAUCUGUGCCCAGGAAACCGCUCAAAAGUGUACUGAACGUUGAUCAUGCCACUUUUUAUUAUGUGAAUGAGGCUUAAGUUGGGACCUUUUUAGGACUUCAGUGGUCAAAUAGAGCAUCGUGUUUCAUCUCCUUCAUUGAUAAAUUUGUACAUGUUGACAUUUAUAUUUAAAAAAAAAUCAAUUUACCAAAAAAGUA
Rana temporaria (common frog) is the source of this 2310-nucleotide messenger RNA. Its product is annotated as oocyte zinc finger protein XlCOF22-like. The record is from RefSeq and is a predicted model, not a curated record. The transcript has 5 exons. NCBI's taxonomy places the organism in Eukaryota, Metazoa, Chordata, Amphibia, Anura, Ranidae. Gene Ontology annotation, molecular function: DNA-binding transcription factor activity, RNA polymerase II-specific; RNA polymerase II cis-regulatory region sequence-specific DNA binding. Gene Ontology annotation, biological process: regulation of transcription by RNA polymerase II. Bases 200 to 2107 code for a protein of 635 amino acids.